AUGACCAAUAUUCUGAGACUUUUUGGCAUUGUUCCAGGAUCCAUCGAACGAGACGCUGAACGCAUCUCUGAUAGGCGCGAGCGCUCUCGUGAAGAGGGGAUGACCAAUUCAGAGUCUCAGUCGAUGUUGAACGACGAAUUUGGUCGCGUGGAUCCCACGGGCUGGUUCCCACACUAUAAGAAUUGUGUUCAGCACUUUGUCGACUAUAGCCAGCACACACCCCAAGUGCAGUCCAUUGCCGCGUUUAUCAAUAUUCGACUACCCUGCCAGCAGCUUUCUGGGUGCAGUGCACCAGUGUCUCCAUCAACGCCAUCGUCCUUUAUUUCACUACGGCCAUAUAUCAGACGGUUGAUUGUCACAGCGCAGGACUCACCGAGUGUUAUGCAAGGUUUCUUCGGUGGUGACUGGGAGGCUGGUGUGGGCUGUAUCUACAAACAAGAGCGGGUGAAUUAUCUGUUCACGGCUAAGAGCAGUGGUUGGGCAUCUACAAAAGCCGCCUACGAUAUUUCUCCAGAAGAAGAGACCCCCUUCUUGAGACCCCUGCGCGACCCUUCGGAGGAUGAGAUUCGGGUGGCCGAGACGCGGUGGAGUGAAUGGAUGGCAAUGGAGGAUUGGAUGAUCGGAGCGCGCAGUCCCUGGUAG
This is a messenger RNA of Penicillium griseofulvum, 642 nucleotides long. RefSeq lists its product as uncharacterized. The record is from RefSeq and is a predicted model, not a curated record. Lineage: Eukaryota; Fungi; Ascomycota; Eurotiomycetes; Eurotiales; Aspergillaceae. The transcript has a single exon. Bases 1 to 642 code for a protein of 213 amino acids.